Nicrophorus vespilloides is the source of this 2588-nucleotide messenger RNA. RefSeq lists its product as uncharacterized. Gene Ontology annotation, molecular function: catalytic activity. The record is from RefSeq and is a predicted model, not a curated record. NCBI's taxonomy places the organism in Eukaryota, Metazoa, Arthropoda, Insecta, Coleoptera, Silphidae. The coding region runs from base 199 to 1989 and encodes 596 amino acids. Gene Ontology annotation, biological process: nucleoside metabolic process. The transcript has 10 exons.
GGACAGAUGCGCACUUCAGUCGGCUUCGAGCAGCUGCAUAGUGUACACGCAACAACGACCCAAUCCGUUCUUCCAAUAACACUAAAUCUAACCAGAAAUAUAAGAAAACAACGAUCCCAGGAUCAACGAAUUUUCGUGCUUUAACACAUCGUGCAAGAACAGUGCUUCCUCACAUCCGACAAACAACUGAAUCCGAAGAUGACCGAAACGAUGGAGCAGAACGAGCAGGUGGUGAUGACUCCAAAAUGCAAGUCGGCGAAUUCCACAACUUUGAUCGUGGAGAGGAGAGCUGUGAAGAAGCAGGAUGAUAAGAUGCACGUGGCAGGUGGAGAGCACACCGGAAUCGUCAUCAACAAAGAGAACGCUUCUGAAAGCGCGGAUCUGACGCCUCCACAAUUGUGCUUGGAGUUUCGCGUGUUCUUGGUCAGCGGCCAAACGGGAAAACACACGCAGGAAUCUCGCACUUUGCGAUUCUGGUUCAAGGCUCACAUGACCAAUGGAUCGGCUAUGAACGGAACGACCAAUGGACACGGACACGGCGACACGGAGCAGGCUGCUGUAGCUCAAGACUUCUUCAAGGAAUUAGUCACCCCGCAGGAAUUCCCGCGAGAUUACGUGGGUUUCAUCAAGAAAAUCAUCAAGCUGAUGCAAAACGAGUACAAGACGAUCAGGAAACUUGAGGUAGAGCUUAAGCAGCUCGAGGAGGCUUCAGUGACAAGACCUCUUUCCGCGGACGAAAAUUCAUUGGACAAUGUCGUCGUCCUAUCGAUUGAGAAAGUUUUGGAACUCAUUGAAUCCUCUUACCCCAAUCCGAUCACCACUCACGAUAUGGCCAAAGAUAAUAAUUGGGAUGAGGAAGAGGUAGCACACCACUUGGCCGAGUUACAGAGCAGAGGUUUGGUAAAGGCUAUGGACCAUGGCGCGUUCACCAGGCAACAGUCCCAAGACACGCAGAUCACCGUGGUAAAACAGAUGCCUACGAUGGCAAGCUCCAAGCAACCGACGAUAGCCAUCAUCACUGCACAAUACUGCGAAAAGUUAGCCGUAGACGCUAUGAUCGAAAACAAGGAAACUUUCGUUAGAUACACCACAGUCGGUCCAGCGAGUCCUAUUGGCGGUUAUUCCAGGGCGAGAUUUGGGGAAUCCAAUGUGUAUACUCUUGGAAACAUCGGAGCUCACAGGAUCGUCUGCACCAAGUUACCUUCUGUAGGUCAUACCAGAGAGGCAAUGACCGCAGCAGGAAACACCACCACUCGUCUUCUGGGCACCUUCCAAAAAGUCGAUUACGUCUUCCUGGUGGGCGUGGCCGGAGGCGUUCCUCAUUACACCGAUUACAACAAGCACGUGCGAUUGGGCGACGUUGUUGUUUCGCAUCCAACCAAAGACAAGGCUGUUUACGUGUACUGCGAUAACGCAAUUAAAAGCGACAAGGGUUUCGAUUUUGAGGUGAAAUCUUACAGCCCCAAAAACCUGAACCUGCAGGGCAUUGCCAGAGAGCUGAAGGCUUCCAACUUGGAUAAUUCCGUUUCGCCGCCGUGGUUGAAUUACUUGAGGGAUGGCUUGAACUCAUUGCACGAACAGGACUUCAAGUUGCCCAAUACCGACACCGACAAACUAUACAUGUCAAUCGGAGAUGGUGACUUGAUCGAAGUUACUCAUCCAGUUCCGCAGGAAAGAGACAAUAGAAGAUUGGAUGGUUGUCCCAGGAUUCAUUUAUCUCCAGUGGCUUCAGGAAGGCAGGUUGUCAAAGCUGACCAACUUAGGCAGCAAUUCGCCACGCAAUUCGGAGCUUUAGCCUUCGACUGUGAAUAUGACGCAGUAAUUGAGUCGAUUUUGGGUAACUGCAAGGACAGUUUCGUAUGCAUCAGAGGCAUCUCCGACUACAAGGACGGUACUAGACGCAAAGAGUGGCAGCCGUACGCUUCUUUGGCUGCCGCCAGCGUCAUGAAAGCCAUUAUCUGCGGAAUGGAAGCGCCCACCAACGUCUAAAACUAAAUAUCCUAACAAUUUAACAGAUUUCGUCGUAAUAGCACACGCGUUCUUAUUCAUUAAAUCGAGGUAACGACGUUUUUAGAGAAAAAAAUCGAAUUAAUUUGCGAUUUAGGAUAAUAAGAUAUGUUGGAAAUUUUGAAGUUACCUUUUACAUUGUGAUUCCUCUACGAAGAAGGCGCCGCGAGCGCGCACCGUCUGAAAGAAGACAUACAUUCUAUUUAGGUGUAAGAUGCGGAUUCUCUCCUGGUCUCUCCACUUAGCAGUACAAAGAAGUCGAGGAACAAUAAAUAUUUAAAUCAAAAUAAAUAUAUAAAUAUAUAGAUAGAGAAUAUAAUGACACAAAUAAAUGGCGCAACGAUUCUUUUCAAAACGGGCUAUAAUUAUCAUAUGUUUAUAUUAUUUUUACGUUAUAUCCAAUAAUGUUUUACUUUCUUUCGUUGACUGAUUAUAUCCAAUCAUAAAUAUACUUAAAAUCAGUUUGCAUGCAUUUUAGUUUUGUACUUGCCAUAAGUAAUUUAGCUGUAAAGUUUCUUCUCAUUUCUCGCGUUUGUUAAUUUCGUUUAAAAAAGAAGUCUGCUCUAAAUAAUAUGCAUGUU